This is a messenger RNA of Menidia menidia (Atlantic silverside), 2813 nucleotides long. Lineage: Eukaryota; Metazoa; Chordata; Actinopteri; Atheriniformes; Atherinopsidae. The record is from the annotation of a GenBank genome assembly.
CGGUGGGGGACUCUGAUGCGCGGACAGGAUGCCGGCCAGCGGCGCAGACUCGCUGAGAGCCAGCGCCUUCGUGCCGGUGUGCACGGCCGCCUGCCUCCUGGUGGGCUCCACCUCCCUGUUCUUCGUCUUCACAUGCCCGUGGCUGGCUGUGACCAUCUGCCCUGCUGUGCCACUAUGCUGUGCCAUCCUUUUCCUUUUCGUGCUUGCCAAUUUCACCAUGGCAACCUUUAUGGAUGCUGGUGUUCUCCCGAUGGCCAGUGAGGAUGAAGACAAGGACGACGAGUUCCGCGCGCCGCUGUACAAGAAUGUGGAUGUGAAGGGUGUCCAGGUUAGGAUGAAAUGGUGUGCAUCGUGCCAUUUCUACAGACCUCCACGCUGUUCGCACUGCAGUGUCUGUGAUCACUGUGUAGAGGAUUUUGACCAUCACUGUCCUUGGGUAAACAACUGCAUCGGGAGGCGAAACUACCGCUUCUUCUUCCUGUUUCUGUUGUCUCUGACCAUCCACAUGAUUGCUGUCUUCACAUUUGGCCUCAUAUAUGUCCUCCGCCACAUGGACGACUUAUGGGAGCUGCACUGCACUGUGACUUUGGUAGUGAUAAGUAUAACAGGGCUGUUUCUUAUCCCUGUCAUUGGGCUCACUGGGUUCCACCUGUACCUGGUGUCCAGAGGUCGCACCACCAAUGAGCAAGUUACUGGGAAGUUUCAAGGAGGAAUAAACCCUUUUACGAGGGGUUGUUGUAACAACAUGGAGUACCUGGUUUGCAGUCCGAUUUCUCCAGUUUAUACAGGGAGACCCUGUAAGAAAACAGUCAUCCAUGUUCAGCCUCCAUUCCUGAGACCAGAGCUUGAUCAACAAAAACAAGUGAAAGUCGGGGACAACGGGAUACAUAAUCCUGCACUCCAAAAUAAACCACCCUUAGCUGGAGCCGUUGGGCUGUCAGAUGUCCAGUCUCUGCCCCCACUGCCUCCAAAACCAGACCGGGGUCUGCUGAAAAGUCAAGUCGCUCUUUUAGAUGAUAUGGGACAUUACACUAAAUCCAUCAUUCCUGUGUCUAUUCCCACUGUGCCCCAGCUACGGCCCGUGCUGGAGGCUAUAUCCAGGGGAUCAUCACCUAUUCCUCCAGAGCAGCUGCUGAAGACAUCAGAGCAGCAAGGGAACAACAAAGGUCCUGAACUCUGCUCCGGGUCUGGAGAAAGCCCCAAAAGAGGCGGCCAUCCGGCCAGCCUGCCCGUCCAACUAGCCCUCCAUCCCGGCACUGUCUCCAGCUCGCUGCAGUUCAACUCUCUGACUCUCAACUCCCGCUCUCUUACGCUGAAACACGGCAGUCGCCAUGGCAGCAAAUCCCAGCUGCCCGCCAUGCAUGUUGAUGGGUCUGGAUCUAAUCCUUCUGUGGGGAUCAUAUCUGCUUCCGGCCUGCUGACUAAUCACGGCAGCGGCAGCAGCAAUGGGUGCUCUUACUAUGAUAAUCUCACCAACCCCGCAGAACCCCAGUUUAUGGCUCAGAGGGGAGCACCGGCAGUUAGCUACCACCCUCAUUUUAUGACCCUGGGGACAGAUGGGACAGUGCAGCGUUCGUCUCCUCACUCGUACAGUCCUGUUUUUAUGGGUGUCACCAGACAGUCUCCUCAGCCUCGAGACUCCUCACCAUCUUUGCAGGGUCUCACCUCGAGGGAUCCCUCACCUUCUUUCCAAGGUUUGAUUCAAAGAGACCCCUCUCCCUCCUUUCAAGGGCUACUUCCAAGAGACCUCCAAACCCAAAGCAUAAUGUCACGUGACAUUCCCCCUCCAGGUUUGGCAAUGCGAGAUUUGACUUCUCAAGGGCUCCGAGAGAGCUUUAGGGAUCUCUCUUCCCAGGAUAUGACGCUCCCGAAGUCGGCCGCUGCGCGCUACGACAGCUUUUCAAAAACCAUCAUGGCCUCCAUCCACGAGAGACGGGAAAUGGAGGAAAGAGAGCGGAUGCUCCAUUUACAGGCUCGAUCCCAGGCACUCUACGGUCCAGAAAUAGGAAUCUACGACAUCCCCAGCAGGAGGAGCCUGCCACCCGACAACAGUAGACCGCCAGGCGUCCGCGGGCCGACCCCCCCGGCCUACGGCUCCAGAGAGUUUCUGAUGAGCACAGGCAUUCUGGGUUAUGGCAUGAGGAACUCGACGCUGUCCAGCUCCUCCACAUCCUCUCUGACGCGAGGCCCGAAAACCUCCAGCUCUCCCCUGCAGAGCAGCAGCAGCAGCCUCCAGAGCAAGGGGAGGUCUUCUUCUCCAGCCUAUGGCCCUCCUGAGAGGCAGAGCCAGGGAGUCCCCUCCUCCACAGCCACCCUGCCCCGUUUGUCUUCUACCACUUCCCCUGCCCCCCCAUACCCUUCCUAUGCAACGACAAAACAUUCCUCAUUCUCAUUCUCCUCGGAGGGGAAGGAGUCUGUCACCCUGCGAGCCCUGAAAUGAAACUCAUUCCAUGUUUCUGAUGAUGUGAAUGAAUCAUCUAUGCAGUGUUAGUCUCUGUCUUCACAGCUCCAAAAUCUUGUUUUUUAUUAGAGGCUACUUGUAUGAGAGUAUGUGUGGAAAGCUAGAACACAGUAAAGAUAAACUCAGAAAUGUUCUUCCAAAUUUAAACAAUCAAAAAAAAAACUAUGGAUCUCAGGAUAUCAUUGCCUCCUACAGACAGAAGGGACCCUUAGGACUAAAUGAAAGCAGAACGAUGUCAAUAAUGCAGAUUAACAUAUUAUCUGUGUUUGUGUUUUGAUAUUGUGAAACAUUGUAACACCACAUUAUCUAAUUGUUAUCUGUAAGGAAAAAAAUCCUUGUUUAACAGAAUUUU